GAACUUAGUUGAACAUUGAGGAAAGGAGCUUCCCCCGCCUCCUCUCCGCCCAUGAAACCUCAAAUCCGCCUGUUUCCUGUUUCUGUGAGAAAAAACACAUAAAGCUGCAAGUAAGUUUCAAAUGGAAGCGAGCGUGCAGAUAGAGAUAUCCGCUCUGCCUGCACCUAACUUGCUUCACCUCAAAAACGAACGGGCGUGGACAAUGAAGUCCCCUCUCCACAGAGUCCUGGUGUUGCAUCUGAUGGGAAUCUUCACAGGAGACAAUCAGGUAUGAAAAGGCACCUUGGAGGGUGGAGGAGGGGGCAAAGGUGGGCUUCAGUCCAGAAUUCAAUCUUAAAUCUGGAGUUUAAAACUUUCAAAAAUAGAGUAGAAACAGAUUAAAGGACACUCCUUUUUUGGAGGUUUUAUAGCAGAGGGUGGAUGGCCAUCUGUCAGGCAUGCUGCAUAACCUUGACCUGUGAUAAGAGCCUCUAUCGCAAAGUCUCACCUUCCCAGCCUCUUCGCAUGCUAAGCUGCUUACCCAUCUUGUUCUUUUCUGCUUGAGGUCUCCCCUAACUGCAGCCCAAGACAAGACCGUUUUUCAGGCAACGAGCUAAGACUUGACAUGGCCCUGGAUUCCUUCGAUGACCAAUACAUGCGCUGUGAGAUGGAGAAGGAGAUUGCACGGCUAAACCAAACCGAGUUCCUCAAAAAUAAAAUUUAUGCCAAAGCCUGGGGAGAAGCAGUCAGCUUGAUGUAUUAUAGCAAAUGGCCUGGAAACCUCAAGCCAGAGUACGCUGCAGCAAUCAUGGCUUAUACCCGUGAAGAACCCAAGUUGUAUCCUGAUUUCAACGCAGCUGUAAGAAAAGCUGGGAAAUCCAAGGAAUAUUACCUGAAUAAUUUCAACUUCAAGACCUUCCACUUUCUCCUGACCAGAGCCCUUCAGGACCUGAGGACCUCCAACACCCCCAGCCCCCCCUGCUACGAGGUGUUUCGAGGGGUCAGAAAUAUCCACUUCAGCACUACUGUUGAUGAUACGGUCCGUUUUGGGCAAUUCGCAUCCUCAUCACGGCAAGAGGGGACUGCCCAAUGUUUCACUGAAGUUGGACAGCCUGUGGCCAAAACCAUCUUUGAGAUUUACACUUGUCAUGGGGUUCUCAUCAGAGAAUUUUCUUCCUUCCCCAAUGAGGACGAGGUUCUGAUCCCACCUUAUGAGCAGUUCAGGGUUGUAAGUUCCAGAAAGGAUGUGGAUGGUACAACCCGCAUACAGCUCCGCUCUGCUGGGAAAUUCAGCAAAUACAACUGUGCAUAUGCAAGUGGUAAGAACCCAAGCAAUUACUCCUGGGAUCAGAGAAUAGCCAAGUUUCUUUCUUUCCUUCCUUCCUUCCUUCCUUCCUUCCUUCCUUCCUUCCUUCCAAGAAUGGAAGAGGGAUAACUGUCAUUAGUCAUAGAGUAGACCUAUUGAUAUCAGUAGAUUUAAGUCAAUUUAUUUCAUUGCUCCCACUCUGGAUAUGUCUGAUGUUGGAUGUCAACCCCUAAUAUAAUGAAGUAAAAGCAGCAUCAAAUAGCAGAGUUAAAAUUAUAGUUACAAAGCAGAGGCAAAGAAAGCAAAAGAAAGCUAACGGUACCCUAUAUCUGGGAUGGGGAACCUCAGGCCCAGGAGCUGAAGGAAGAUGCCUCAGGACUCUCUCUUGGCCACAGCCCUUUGCCUCCUGGGCUCCACUCCUCACUGGCUCAGCUCUGCAGCCUCCUCACAUACUUCUCACGGUGUGGAAUGUGUUUGUGGGGUGAAAUAAUGCUGAGAGAGAGACGGGGGGGUGGUGGAUGACCCCUUUUGGAGAAUGAAGGAUAAUAAUACAUGAAUGACUCAUGUUGUGGUUCUUGUUUCAGGCGGGAGCUAUGAGAACAAUGCUGUGUCACCAAACUUUUCUGUCCUUGUUUGGAUGCUGAUCUCCUGGGCAUUUUCAGCAACAUUCUGCAUCUGAGGAAGUGGGAAAGAGUGGCUUCAGCAUCCCUUACAUCCAGAACCACCUGAGCUUGAUUACUUUAUGAGAAUAUAUGCUGCUGUGGGGGGAGGGGAGGAAAUAAGAAUUUGUCAAUAGGUAGAAUAGGCAAAAAAAAUAUUUACCGGUAGUUCAUUUUUUAAAAAAAGUUUACCCUUGUUACUGCCUUUCCCUCAAGGAGACAGAGGUGGCGCACAAGGUUUUUCUCAUUUUGAUCAGCAAAGCAACAUUGCGCUCUAGGAUUGAGAGGCAAUGACCUCUGCAAAUCAGCUGCGUUGAAGGAUUCCUGCCUAAUCCUGAAGACAUGCCUCUUUACCUUUGCUAAUGCAAACAGUUUCCUAUUGCUUCCAUACAAUGCUCCUAGUAGUUGUAUUGCAAACAUUUCCAUACAAGGUAUUGUUAGCACUGUGCUCCAUACAAGGUAUUGUUAGCACUGCAUGAGCUUUGGCACGGUCUGAGAGAUCUCACACAAUUUUGGGCGAGAUCUCUUUGGCAACGGGCAGAAUGUUGUCUGAGAUGGCGCUGCCCCUCUAUUGGCACCACUUCUCCAGCGCAAAGGCGACAGGUAGGGCUGGGCGAUAACUAGUUUUCAAUAUUGUGAUAUGAACAUCGCAAUAUAUUAAUAUAUCGUGAUAUCUGAAAGAUGGAACUACGCAGAGGUGAACAGGACAAUUUCCUGGCAACUCCUACUAUUUAAGAGUCUAAAACUGACAAAUGAUGAUAUUAUCAGUUGUCUCAUGGUCACUUUCUGCAGCAGGCGAGCCAAAAUGCACCCAAAUGAGACUUUGGGUUUGGGGUUUGGCAACCAAAUGGUGGUAAUCAGAACACUCCAAAGUACAGCAGGCCACUGCCAUUACUGCCACCACUUUUCUUUUAUGCAUAUGCUUUAAUUUAUAUUUUAAUUCAGUUGUGCUAUCUUUCUUCUUCUACAAGGGUGCCAACUUGAAUAACAUAUUUGGGCAUCCAGGUAACCCCCGCCCCACCUAAUUGACCACACGACAUUUGAAUGGCAGUGCCCAUAAACUUGCCCCCCCUAAAAUAUUUUAUUGGGGGGGGGCGAAGGGACCUCAGCCCCUAGGACUUGGCUCCUAGGUUCUUGCAUGUUAUUCAAGUGAUUUAUUUUAUUUACAUAUAUAAAACUAGUCAAUCAAUAAAUAAGAAAUGCAUGAAAAAAGAAGACGUCCAUCAGGAUAGAUUGGAUUAAGGCACAGAGCGCCAUUCCGGCAAUCAGCUGCCUAGCUAACACGCCAAAAUCGCCCUCCCCACAACCUCCCCUCACUCCGAUUUAUUCACGUGAGAGUCGCGCUGCACUCUGGACCCCAAAUAUGGGAGCGGAGCCACCUCUAUGGGUUUCCUCGGGAGCAGCGUCCCGGAAUCUUACCCCCGAAGUUUUGGAGCCCAAAAAAAGAAACGAAGGAGAAAGUGAGCGACACGCAGUUCCUUUCGGGGCCGCGGGAGGCAGACGCAAACGCGCGGCGCAACAGAGAUGGCACUUUCGGUUUCGUUUCCAUCCACCCGGGCGGAGCUUUUGCGCACCAGCUGGGCGGGCGGGGAGGGGCGGAGGGGGGCUCGGCAGCGGCUCUCCAGGCCCCACAAUCCCCGCUUUGUGUCCCGGUCCUCGCGCAUCACGCGGGGAGACUCGCGCAAGAGGACAGCGCGGGCUGGGCGUGAGGAGUCCUGCUGCCCUGGGCAGGCUUCGUGUUAGGAGGAGGGACCUCGGACGGAUGGACUUGGCAUCGCCCAUGGGCCCCGAUCCCCCUUCCCUCUUGCAAGCUGGCUCUGGCGUUGAACCGGGAAAGCGCAAGGCGCUCCCCACGCCCGGUCUCCCCGGGUCUCCCCUCUGGCCAAGGAAUCAGGAGGGAGAUGCGCGCCACGGCAGCGCGCUCAGCUGAGCUUCCAGGAACCCUCUGCUCUCCCUCCUGAAGGGCGUCUUGGAACAAAAGGAGGCGCGAUCGUGGGACGCUGAGCUCCGCGUCCAUCCACCUUCAAGGCUGAGAGAUUCUGGCACAGUGCCGGAUCGAGGUAUAAGCUCAACAAGCCAUAGCUCAGGGCCCCACUCUCUUGGGGGGGGCAAAAACUUAAAGGGAAAAAACCCCUGGAUGUACAUUUCCGAAAUAUAAGAUAAAAAACAAAUCAAAUAAAACCUACAUACAGCAACAGCAUUUUGUGUUGUGCAGGCUCCUAUGAUGUAAGUCUUGGGCCCCGCCUGCUCGCCUGCUCCCUCAAAUAUCCCUGGUUUGCUCCUUUCUAUAUAUAGGGUAGGGGACACAGGUGGCGCUGUGGGUUAAACCACAGAGCCUAGGACUUGCCAAUCCGAAGGUUGGAGGUUCAAAUCCCCAAGACGGGGUGAGCUCCCGUUGCUCGGUCCCUGCUCCUGCCAACCUAGCAGUCCCUGCUCCUGCCAACCUAGCAGUUCGAAAGCACGUCAAAGUGCAAGUAGAUAAAUAGGAACCGCUCUGGCGGGAAGGUAAACGGCGUUUCCGUGCGCUGCUCUGGUUCGCCAGAAGCGGCUUAGUCAUGCUGGCCACAUGACCCGGAAGCUGUCUGCAGACAAACACUGGCUCCCUUGGCUCAUAUAGCGAGAUGAGCGCCGCAACCCCAGAGUCAGUCACGACUGGACCAAAUGGUCAGGGGUCCCUUUACCUUUACCUUUAUAUAUAGGGUGCUUACAUUCUGCUAUUUGUAAUUAUUAGUAGUUUGCAUCAUAUAUUUACACCUAUUAUUAUUUCAUUUACACCUAUUAUCAUUUCAUUUACACCUAUUAUUAUUAUUUCAUGUUAUAGCAAGUUUCUAGAGACUAGAUGAUGAGUCUUUGUAAAUUGCGUUUCUAAAGGAACUUUUGUUAUUGCCAAACGCCAGUGUGUUUGCAUUAUUUUGUUAUGAAUAAAAAAUCAUUUUAAGUUAGAGCUUAAUAAUUAUUUCACUAUUAAUAUACUUCUUAAUUGUAUUUCACUAUUAAUAUACUUCUUAAUUGUACUUCAGUUCAACAAUUACUUUGAAAAACCCCCACGUAUUUUGUUAUGUGCAAAUGGCUUGAGAUACCUAUGAGGUCCAUCAGUGACCAUAUAGCAUAUAUUCAGCACAAAAAACAGUGACAAUUUGUUGCUGACAAAGGACAGCUGUACAUAGAAAGGGCCCCAUUACCUUCUGUAGCUGAGGGCCUCAUCAAACCUAAACCCAGCCCUGUUCUGGCACACGCAAAAUGCAUUGUGGGUGGGCAGCUCGUGCCUGGAAAGGGGCCAUUUCCCCAGCCCCCCCUCAAAGUGAGCAUGGGCGUCUUACUGAAAGAUCCGACUUCUGGAGGAGAAAUGCCCCUGUGAGGUGUGGAGUAUGGGCUUGUCUCUGACGCCCUGUUGUCACGCAACUUGCACUUUCCUGCAAGCAGGUCAGACCGAAUGUGUUAUGUACUGAAGUUCUCACCCUGGGCCAGCAGGGGGAUACUGUAGAUAGUUUUCACUCAGGUCCACAUAUGCAAAUAAGGGUUUGAAAGUGACAUUCAGUGAUUGGAUAGUUACAGAAAGUUGCUACAGUUGCAUUGUAGUGGAGCUCUAUAUAAGCAGGCUGGCGGAACCCUUCAGUUCAUUUUUUUUUAAAAAUAAUUUUUAUUAAGGUUUCAAUCAAAAAUUGAACAGAAAAAACAUAAAAAAGAUACACAAAUACACAAUACAAAUCCCAG
Podarcis lilfordi (Lilford's wall lizard) is the source of this 5658-nucleotide messenger RNA. The record is from the annotation of a GenBank genome assembly. Lineage: Eukaryota; Metazoa; Chordata; Lepidosauria; Squamata; Lacertidae.